UUAUUUGUUGUACUCAAACAACCAGCAGUUAACAGCGGAAGUAUUCACGAAUACUUAUAUACAAAGUGCUAAUUCAAUCAACUAGUUAAAAUUGCUAAUUCCGCUAACCACUAAUCACAGAACGAAUCCAUUGUAUUUACUCCGUACUUCCUUCACAUUUUGGCGGUAAAAGUGAUUGAAAUUGCGAGAACGGUGACAUAUGGCGAACCGCUUUAUCAGUGAGAUGGGUCUUCCCAAGUCGAUCGCCAACGUUUUCGCAGCCCGCAAUGUCAAAACCGCCAAAGAUGCACUUUCGCUAACAGAAUUUGAGUUGAUGGAGUUAUUGGAUGUGGGGCUGGCAGAGGUGACAUCCGCAGUUGCAUACAUCAGUGAAAUGGUCUGCCCUCCCUUUGAAACUGCACUAUCGCUUUUGGAGCAACGAGUUCAAAAUGAGCACUUGGCUGGCCAUCUUCCCACAAGAUUAAAGGGUUUAGACAAGGCCUUGUGUGGUGGGAUUCCAUUUGGUGUUGUGACUGAGCUGGUUGGUCCAGCAGGGAUUGGAAAAACCCAAUUUUGUCUGAAACUGGCAUUGUUGGCUUCUCUUCCAACAAGUUAUGGUGGCUUAGAUGGUCAAGUUAUUUACAUUGAUGUGGAGUCCAAGUUCAGUUCACGAAGGAUGAUAGAAAUUGGAUCAAAAAGUUUUCCUGAAGUAUUUUAUCGUGAAGGGAUGGCGAAGGAGAUGGCAGGUAGAAUUCUGGUGUUGCAGCCUUCAUCACUUCCUGAAUUUACUGAUAGCUUGCAGCAAAUUAAGGUUUUACUGCUUCAGAAUAAAUUGAAGUUGCUUAUAAUUGACAGCAUGGCUGCUCUUGUUUCUGGGGAAUUUGAGCAGACUAAUAAUCCUAGACAGCAUCCACUUGCUUGGCACAUCUCUUUCAUCAAGUCACUAGCAGAGCUUUCACGAAUACCAAUAAUUGUGACAAACCAAGUUAGAUCACAAACCCACGGUGACUCGCUGUUUUCUUUCCAACAUACGGUUGGUGCCAAUUCACAGAUGCAGAGCAGACCAGACAAUCCUUCAAGAUUUGACUCUCAUCUGAUUGCUGCUUUAGGGAUUCACUGGGCACAUGCUGUAAGCAUAAGGCUUAUCCUUGAAGUGAGAUCAGGUCAAAGAUACUUGAAGAUUGCAAAAUCUCCAAUUUCUCCACCUCUGCAAUUUUGUUUCGAAAUUACUGCUUCUGGGAUUUCCUUAUUAAGUGAUGAUGGUGUUGAAGUCUCAGGGCCACAAAUAAAUGCAAUACACUCCCAUGGUCACAGUGCCAUCAUUCAUUGCAGCGACACUUGUUAGUGGAUUUCUGUAGAUCAAAACAAUGACAUUUGAUCAGUAAAUGGGCAAACUGAAACGUUUCUUGUUCUACAAUUCUGAUGCCUCAGGUUGUUCUUAAUUUUACUGGCUAAUUAGGUGACUGUGCUGAAGAUAGAUUCUAGAGUAAUAUUUUACUGAUGUGAUUUAGAUGUAUCUCUUUUUCUUAUGUUAACUGUAUAUGCUCUCAGUCCAAGUUCUCGUUUGUAUAUAUCCAAGCCCCUGUUAUCCAUUGGUUGAAUUACCAGACUCGUGAUAAUAAUGGAGGUCAGUGACACACACAUUGGUUACGAAAAGCUCUGGUGAUAGGCCAAAAUUUUUCCAGCAACAGAUUUUUUUAGUUCUUGUAUUGUUCAUACCUUCUAUAACCCUCUUUUGCCUACCAAACUGGUAAACUAGGACUCGAAUUCUUUGAAACUGAAAAUCAAUAUCGUUUGACAAUAAAGUGUAAAUUACUUGUUUA
This is a messenger RNA of Spinacia oleracea (spinach), 1802 nucleotides long. RefSeq names its product DNA repair protein RAD51 homolog 2. Gene Ontology annotation, cellular component: replication fork; Rad51B-Rad51C-Rad51D-XRCC2 complex. Lineage: Eukaryota; Viridiplantae; Streptophyta; Magnoliopsida; Caryophyllales; Amaranthaceae. The coding region runs from base 200 to 1324 and encodes 374 amino acids. Gene Ontology annotation, molecular function: double-stranded DNA binding; ATP binding; single-stranded DNA binding. Gene Ontology annotation, biological process: double-strand break repair via homologous recombination. The transcript has 12 exons. The record is from RefSeq and is a predicted model, not a curated record.